This is a messenger RNA of Cinara cedri, 3318 nucleotides long. Lineage: Eukaryota; Metazoa; Arthropoda; Insecta; Hemiptera; Aphididae. The record is from the annotation of a GenBank genome assembly.
AUGGUGUUUCAGCAUUUGCGCACGGUCCGGUGCUCAAAGUGUUUGCGCGUGUUCUGUUGCGUCAAACACCGAGUGGAACACGAACGCCGCGUGCACGUCGUCGCCCCGCCGAUUCCGGUGAUGGUGCCGGUGAUCAAACGUCGAUUUCGAUUGGCGACGCCCGAUAGCCGUCCGUUAGCCAACUGCAUGAUGAACAAUCGGAAAAGACAGCGGGCGAACGCGCUGGAGGCGGCCGCCAAGGCUUCCCGGUUCGGGGGCCACGCUCGACAGCCGGCCGCGGAGGAGACGCCCGCCCGGACCAUACUGAAGGCCCGUCGGUGCAGCCUGUCGUCCGUUAAACUCCGGUCCGUGGCCGAGAGCAGUGCAGCGCCGCCGGAGUCGGAGACAGACCAGCAAACACACGUGGCCGACGAUGUUGCGGCCUCUACGCCCAUCGGCACGGGGGCCGCCAGCUCCCCUAGUUUUUACCAGACGCCGAUGCUGCAGAUGACACUGCCGCCGCUGUCCGCCACUUUAGACGCCGCCGUUCCGCGCACAAACACGGAUAACGAGAAUAAGACACCACAUCCGGAUCGCGAUGUGAACGUUGACACGCCGAAACGAAAUUUGUUCGCGGCACACGACGUCGCGCAAAAAGGUACGUGUUUAGUUUGUUCUGAGAGAGGUUAAGUUAGGUUAGGUUAGAUGUUUUUCGGUCUAACAACAAUCUGCAAUCACAUUGUUUACUAUACAACGUUAUUAUUGUGAAUUUUCAAGUUUUAUUGUCUGCGAAAUACAUUUUAUUUUUACGUCCGGGACAUUUGCGAAAUUCAAUAUUAAUUGGAGGGGAUCGUUAAAACAUAAAUAUUAUAUUAUAUACUUUAAAUGCUUAUUUAGCAGUAAAUUUCGUUGUCAGAAUCUUGUUGAGAAAUGCUCAACACAGAAAGCUAUACACGAUAUGUGCGUAGGAAAAAUCACGGGAAAAACGGAAAAAUCAGUACAAUAUUAAACAAAUAUUAUUAAAGGAAAUAUAUAAUGCUUAUUUAAUUUCACCAUAACAUGCCAUAUAUAUAUAUUGUUGACAAAGCAUCACUAUCAAGUGAGCACCACUCAGAAUCGUUUUUUCGUUAGCAAUAGUUUAUCGUUACAAACAUACAUUAAAUUCUCUUCUGUAUCCUACCUUUCCAACUUGCACGGCCGCACCCGCGUACGAAGUAUGUCAGGCUUUUUUCCAGUUAUUUUAGCCAAGUAGUUUUCGAAGGUGAAAAUUUCACGAAACAAUUUUCCACCUUUUUAAAAAUUUCUCCUACUCUGAUCCAUACGUAAUUUACGUAACUACGUACAACUUCCCUUUCCAGGCAAUCGAUCACUUUAGGAAUCGAGGUUUUAUUUUAUUUUUUAAUUUAUUCCAUUUAUCUGAUCGACACGAAAAGCCAGCAGUGGCGAUUCCUUAGAAUGUUAUACGAAUGAAUCCAAUGCUUCCUUCGUUGACUACAUUCUACCAACUUACAAUUUGUACUACGUAUUAUAGUACAACUGUUUUUGCUUUUCACUCGACGAACUCAUCAUUUAAAAACAACAUAAAACUGAUCUUAAACGACUGCACAAAUUUCGACAGUAAACUACUGAUAAUAAUCUCGCGACAGUCCUAUGCGAGCGGAGUGUUUGAGAAUACCACCGAUACAUUCCUCGCACGCUCAUCGUCUAAAUACUCGUUUCUAAUAACUAGGGUGUAUAUUUUUUUUUUUUUUUUCAAUAGCCUGAAGCAAUGCUUUCCAAGCACAAAGUUCGUUUCAUAUGUCAAAGAAUUAAAAUAUGCAACUUUUAUUUUGCGUUUUUUGAUAUUUCAUGUGUAUUUUUAGGUUUUUAAGGUAUUUUAAGACAAACUUCAUAGUGUUAUCAGAAAAUGUUAUACAAUUUAUUUUGAUUUUUCCCCUAAAGAAAAAAAUUCAUAUUUAUAUUUUUAAAAUACAUUAGGUACAUAGAUACAUAGAUUUACCGAUUGUACCAAAUAAAUAGGAUGCCAACUGCAAUAAAGAAAACGAUAAACUAUUUAUCGAGUUAUUGUAAUGUAGUUGUAUUGCACUAUUUGCACUUUUGUGUUUAGUAAAUUUAUAUAACUAAUAAAAAACUUUAUUUCAACGUUCAAAAUAAUUUUUAGAGCAUUUUUUAACCUUUUUAGGAGUGAAGUGAAGAAGCUUAUGGCUUGGCAAAGAUGUUUAUUUUUUUUCUAUGGACAACUUUUCUACCAGAAAUCUUGUUUUGAUUUUUGAUCAUUUUCUGAAAGGAAAUUGGUGUGGGGAGGUACUUUAAAGAGAUCAUUUUUCGUUUUUCUCAUCGAAUUUAAAAAAUGGAAAAAAAAAACGGGAAAAUAUCUGAACGAUGUAUAAUAAUGUAGAUGUUAGUUAAAAUAUAUUACUUUAAGAAGGUUAUUUUCGAUUCUCCCAGAAGUUUUCCCAACGAAUGGAAAAAACUGGAAAAAAUCGAGAAAAAACGGGAAAAUGUACGAAAUGUAUUAGUACAUUAUUAAGGUUUUUUUUUCUGUGGACAACUUUUCUAUUAACAAUUUUGCUCCGAUUUACAAUGAUAGUACUUUUUCUAAAAGGAAAUCUGACUGUGAAGGUACACUCGGGAGGUUAUUUUUUGAUUUUCCCAUGAGUUUUCCCACUAAACAGGAAAAACGGGAAGGUUCAAUGUUAAACAAAUAUUAUCAAAGAAAAUGUAUAAUGCCUAUGUAAUUAUUUUACCAUAAUAUGGCAUGCAUAUUGUUGACAAAGCAUCACUAUCAACUGAACUCCGCUCAGAAUCGUUUUUACGUUAGGAACGGUUUAUCGUUGCUCACAGAUACUUAUAGAUUAUUGACUAUAUUUUAGGAUUUUUCUGGGCGAACAUGGCUCGCCGUUUCCGGUUAGCUCUAUUACCCGCUAAAUCCGCCCCCAUCACGACACUGGGCGACGGAGUUUCGCCGCCCGGAACACACGUGCAGGAUGUGGCUCAGUACUACGGUAACAUACAACCGAGAAGACCUAUCAACAGUGACGCACCGCUGUCCGUCUACGCUAGGCCGUCGCUGAAAGACAUCCGAAAGGCGCACGAAAGAGCCAGCGGUACUAUCGUGGAUGUAGACACGAGCGGUUGUAGUGAGUAAAACCAAAAUUUUUAAUUUUUUUUUUUUUUAUUUACAGUUACAUUGUAACUGUAAAUAAUAAUUUACAAUAAUUUUUUUUAUAUAUAAAUACAGAUAUUAUUUUUUUUUUCAAAUUUCAAUUUUUAACAUUAUUAUUAUUACUUAUGUAUUUUUAUUAGUUUGUUAAAUGCAUCUAUCAUUUUAUAUUAACG